Molecule: messenger RNA, 798 nt
Organism: Ruditapes philippinarum (Manila clam)
Lineage: Eukaryota; Metazoa; Mollusca; Bivalvia; Venerida; Veneridae
Product: probable bifunctional dTTP/UTP pyrophosphatase/methyltransferase protein
Exons: 6
Coding region: 66-710 (214 amino acids)
Molecular function (GO): nucleoside triphosphate diphosphatase activity
Source: RefSeq, a predicted model, not a curated record
CGCCGUUUAACUAAGGGUUCUACUUUCAAUUUUGUGGCUGACACGCACGCGAUUAAGUGAUUAAAAUGCUUCAACCCAUUCUUAACUCGCUUAACAGCAAGAAAAUAGUGCUGGCUAGCACUUCUCCCAGGCGUAAAGUUAUGCUGCAACAAAUUGGUUUGAAGUUUGACAUAAUCCCAUCAAAUUUUGAGGAAAAUUUAAGGAAAGACAGCUUUAAAACACCAUUAGAUUAUGUGGCAGAGACGGCAAAACAGAAGACAUUAGAAGUCACAGAAAGGUUGUACAGUGGUCAGGUUGCACCACCUGAUCUGAUAAUUGGAGCAGAUACUAUAGUGACCUAUAACAAUGAGAUAUUUGAGAAACCAUCCAGUAGGGACCAUGCUAUAGAUAUAUUGUCCAGGUUAAGUGGUAACAGUCAUAAUGUAUUCACCUCAGUUGUGUUAGUCACUCCAAAGACAGAUUCAACUUCUUCAAAGUAUAACCUGACACAGUUUCAUACCUGUACAGAAGUAAUGAUGGGAGAUCUUACACCUCAAAUCAUACAGGCAUAUGUGGAUACGGGAGAACCUAUGGAUAAAGCUGGAGGUUAUGGGAUACAAGCAUUAGGAAGUACAUUGAUCAGUGGAAUAAAGGGAGACUACUUUAAUGUCAUGGGAUUUCCUCUUCAUCCUUUUGCUAAAGAACUGUUAAAAUUGUUUCCAGGAUCUUGAUACAUGUGAUAAAAACAUAUUGGAUUUCAUUUCAUUUUUGUCAUCUUAUUUUGUAUAUAAGCAUAAUAAACAGAAAUUGAUAAAAUUA